Molecule: messenger RNA, 864 nt
Organism: Botrytis porri
Lineage: Eukaryota; Fungi; Ascomycota; Leotiomycetes; Helotiales; Sclerotiniaceae
Exons: 1
Coding region: 1-864 (287 amino acids)
Source: RefSeq, a predicted model, not a curated record
AUGAAAACAACAACAACAACCUCGCCUUCCACAUUUCCCCUCUUCUCUAGGCUCGCUGUUGAGUUACGUACUGAAAUAUGGAAAGAGUCUCUUCCCUCCGAAUUCCCUCCAGCACUCUACUUCUACAAAAGAGGAUGUUGGCAACCCCGAAUCUUCACCGAAUCUGAUCCAGGCUACUGCGACGAAGUCAGUGAAAAAUUCAGCACUAAAGAUCUGAACAGAAACUUCGAAUUCCGCUACGAUCUUCUUGAUAAUAUUCUCGUCCCAACACCUCUCUUAUUUGUGAAUCAUGAGGCUCGCAAGAUCACCCUCACCUGGGCACACAGUCAUGGUAUCGAAAUAUACGGAGAUCCCACUUUCCCACGCUUGUCUCUUCCUUUCAAUCCCCUUCGGGAUAUACUCUAUGUAUCUCCUGAUAAAUUGGAUGAUCUUUUCAUUGAACCUCAUGAUCGAUCUUCCGAGGCAGAUAUGAUUAAUUUGACUCAUGGAACGUUCAAUGGAGUCAAGCGUCUUGCUGUGCCAGAAUCGAUGCUUGGAGUUUACUUCCCCAUGGCCACCUUUGACGGAUUAUCUGAUUAUUAUAACUUUGAAGCAAUUUAUGUCAUUAUCAAUAGGCCACCGGGAUUACGUUCUGUUGAUAAUGAUUUUCAUGUGCAGUCGCGGUGGGAGUGUGAAGACUUGCCAUCAUGUACCUUUGUUUUCGACAGCAAAAGGUCGGUCUUUGAACUUAACGAUAACGAGGACAAUGAGGGUGAUCAGCUAUACCUUUGGACUCAGGAAGCUGAGGAAUAUUUGACACCUGAAUUUAUCACCAACUCGCCUUCAGUUCGUGAGAUUCAACUUGUUGAGGCUGUCAAGGGUUAA